This is a messenger RNA of Solea solea (common sole), 3354 nucleotides long. Its product is annotated as trichohyalin-like. The record is from RefSeq and is a predicted model, not a curated record. The transcript has 11 exons. Bases 78 to 2783 code for a protein of 901 amino acids. Lineage: Eukaryota; Metazoa; Chordata; Actinopteri; Pleuronectiformes; Soleidae. Gene Ontology annotation, cellular component: nucleus; cytosol. Gene Ontology annotation, biological process: protein deubiquitination. Gene Ontology annotation, molecular function: cysteine-type deubiquitinase activity; cysteine-type endopeptidase activity.
GUAAAGUUUGACGGUACAAGGUGCGACAGAGUCAAACUGCAGCUCCAUGUGUGGACGUGGACGGACAAAGGAUCCAAAUGGACAACAGGGACUGCAGUCGACCUCCGGCUCCUGCACAGCCUCAUGGUUUGUUAAACCAAGGAUCAACGUGUUAUCUGAACAGCGUGCUGCAGGUGUUGUUCAUGACCAGAGACUUCAGAGAAGCCGUGGAAAGGCACACGUGUGAAAACCCUAAAUCUGAGUGGAUUGACGAGCAACUCAAAGACUUGUUUGAUGAGUUACAGCAAAGGGAAGCAUACACCUAUAAAAUCACAAACAAGCUGGGCAUCAACAAUGUGAAUGAACAACGCGAUGCUGCUGAGUAUUUUGAGAAGAUUUUAUCUCUGACCAAUCCUGAUGCAUCACAGGUUUUCCAUGGAGAGUGCACACACAAGACCACAUGUUCUGAAUGUCACACGUGCAGCGAUGCCGAUGGACAUUUCUGGCAUCUUCCUCUUGAAUUGCCAGAUUCCUACAGUGAAGACUAUAGUGUGGUGGAUGGGGUUGAGCAAUAUUUCCGAACCUCACAUUUCGACGGAGAAGACCAGAUGUACUGUGACCCGUGUGAUGCCAAAUGUGAUGCCACCACUAAAUGUGUAAUGAAGCAUCAUCCAGAGGUUUUGACGCUGCUGCUGAAGAGGUUUGAUUUUAACUACUCUUACAUGAGGUAUGUCAAAAACGACCGCGCUGUGGAUAUUCCCUUCAUCCUACAGAUCCCAGAGAAUCAGACCUAUAAGUUGUAUGCAAUUGUGGACCACUUUGGUGAUCUUAGAAGUGGACAUUACAGGGCAACAGUCAAAUCACCGGAUGAUGAGAGAUGGUAUUACCUCGAUGAUGCCAGCGUCACACUGAUUAGCUGCCCGCCAUUCCAGGGUAAUAUCAUUGGGAACUCCUCCAGUGUUUAUCUCCUUUUUUACAAGAAAACAAAAACCCAUGAUGCAGAAACGUGUACUCGUGGAAUCAUCAAUAACGGUUCACCACCUGUGACAAGAGACGAGACUGCGGUUACGGAUGGAGAGGAGGGGGAGAAGGGAAUAGAAGUGGGUGAUGAUAGAACUGCAGAGGACAUCUCCAUGGGUAUAGAUCGACCUAAAAAGAGAGUAGAAGAUCAGGAUGAUGGAGCCAGGCAGCAAAGCAAUCACUUGUGCGGUUAUCCUCUAGCUGAAAAACCAAUGCAAGAUAAGGAGGAUGUAGUAAAAGAUGAUCAGGAAGGAGGUCAGACAGAAGCUGAGGAGCAGGCAGCACAGAGAGAACUGUUCCUCACAAACAAUCAGCUUAAAGACAGAGUAAAGGAUCAGGACUUUGGUGAGGCAGGGAAAUAUCAUAUACCAGAAACCAGUGACAGGCAUGACCAUCUUAACAAAGACGAUAAGACGAGGGAGAAGAGAGGAGAGGGUUCUGUUCUAGAUGCUCACACUGAAAAACAAAAGCAAAACGAGGGGAACGCACUGAAGGAUAGUGAGGACGGAGGACACACGGGAGCUGAUGAGCAGGUAGAACAGAGUAGAAUAGAGGAUCAGGAUGUUGGUGAUACAGGGAACAGUGGAGGUAUACAUAAGAGACUAGACACAAAUCGUGAGUUUAAAGCCGAUUCCAGUGACAGGAGUGCAACACACCAUCAUCGUAACAAAGGAGAUGAGAUGAGUGAAGAGAGAGUAAAGGAUCAGGACUCGAAUGAUGAGAGCAGUCACUCGCCUGAAUCUGAUCUAGAAGCUUUAAAGCAAAAGGAGGUGAACAUAUUGAAGGAUGAUGAAGAAGCUGAUGAGCAGGUAGGAGAGGAUCAGGACUUUAGCAGCGCACAAACAGAUGAUGUAAAACUGGAAACCAGCCACAGGCUUGCAAGACCUGAGCCUGUUUGCGAAGAAGAUGAGAUGAGAGAAGUACAGAGGGGAGUAUUGAAUCUGAAGAUGUCCAGGGUUGAAUCAAGUCAAGGUGAUGGGGAGGAAACAAAGGAAAAGUCCUCUUUAGAAAACCUUGUCCAAAUGGUGGACAAGGAGAAGGGAGAAAUAGAGGUUAAAGAUGACAGAGAUAGACAGACUGGAGCACAUCGACAAACACUUAGGAAAAGACAAUACUUUUCCAGAUAUGAUCUCUGCUAUCCUUCUGUUAUUGAGGAUAAAAGGCGAGCUCUGGAAAAGAGGGAACUAGAUGAUGAAGACGACCAGGAAGGAAUGACUGAAGGUGAUAGACAAACAACAGCGAGUAAACCUCUCUUGACAAAGUAUGAUCUCUGCUAUCAGGGUCUUCAGUAUAUAGCAGGAGUUGGUGACAGUGAACGGCAGAAAAGAUCAGAAGAGGACAGGUUGUCUGACAGACAUGAGCAGCAGAGACAGGAGAGGAGGGAUAGAAACCGAGGUAAGGAACAAAGUAGAAGAGAGGAUGAACCAGCACAAAGAAAAGAAACAUCUACAACCAAACGUGGCUUAAGUGCAAGUUUGGAAGAUGAGAACGAGAGAGAAGUGGAUGAUUUUAAACUGAACAAACCAGAGCAGCAAAUCAGUGUUUCCAAUACAAAACAUGAAUCCGUUAGUGCAGAGGAAAAGACGACACAGGGGGAUUCGAAGCCAAAAGAAAAAUCUGGAUGUAAAGAAGUCACAGAGGGUGGAGGUGGAUCAGGAAUAUAUUUGAAGAUAAUUGAGGAGGAAACUAGGAAAACACCUGGUGGUAAUCAAAUAAGUAAGAGCGAAACCAUAAGAAUGGAAAGAGUAGGAGAAACUGAAGAAACCCAAACAGAACAAGACUGAUGCAAAUGUUAUCUAUCACUGCUGCGAUCAUGAUUGUACUUGUAGUGUUUAGUGUACUGAGCAAUAAUGCAGGUUUAUGCAGAUAAUACACUGUCCUGGACCUUUGACCCUAUUUGGUUAAUGUUCUCUGAGAAUGUCUUUGUCAAUCUCUCUCCUCCCUCCCUCCCUCCCUCCCUCCCCCUCUCUCUCUCUCUCUUUGGUUUGAUUGAUCCAGUUAAAACAGAUUUUACAAAGACAAUAUCUCUGUCCGUUUUAUUCUUAGGGGUUAACGCUCAAUGUAAGUUAAGGUGUAGUUUAAGAUAAAAAAAUAUUGUGUGGAAAUUCAAAUGUAAACAUUUGUAUGCUGUGGAUACUUUAACUUUGAAUGUGUUCUUUUGUAUGUAACUGCUCCAAACUAGAGCUGUUGCUCUCCAUGUUGCUUACAGGCAAAUUACAUUUUCUUUUCUUUGAAACCAAUAGAUUGUGUCGUUAUUUACCAUAAACCAUUAGGGACUUUCAUUUAUUUUUUAAAGAAUAAAACUGUGUGGGGGAUCAUUGAAAACUGUUUCUUUAUAUUUGUGUCUUGCCAUAA